Molecule: messenger RNA, 3976 nt
Organism: Fusarium odoratissimum NRRL 54006
Lineage: Eukaryota; Fungi; Ascomycota; Sordariomycetes; Hypocreales; Nectriaceae
Exons: 4
Coding region: 550-1827 (425 amino acids)
Source: RefSeq, a predicted model, not a curated record
GGGGCAACCAUCAUGGGAUCUGAUCCCUGGAAUUGCAUAUGACGAUAUCCUCAUCAUUCACGUUGGGAUCAUCAACUUUCGAUCACGGGCUUAUCUUAUCAUCGCUGAUCACGGUCAGUUUCAGUUCCACCAGAUACAGCGCCAUAGGGGACCGCCGUAUCGUUAGACCAGUCGCUGGCAGAGUCCACUAGAGUUGGAAUUGUCUGGCAGACCAGAGCCAAACCCAAAGUCAAAGUCAAAGUCAAAGUCCACGCCAAACAAGCAGAGGUAGAUCCAGAGGGGGAUGGCCUCUUUAAGUAAGCCCCAUCCCCACAAGGUUCGCAUUUCCGGUGCAUUACGCGGGCUAUUUCUAUAUAUAUUCUCUGGCAUCUAGCUUUGGCGAUAUUGCAACCAGCACUCAUUCACUCACUUCAGUCUCAUUACGGAAGUCUGUCGUAAGAUUAGAUACCGUCACAGUUACGCUCAAGCGAGCUCGCUAUAUACUCACAUAGUCGUAACUUAAGCAUUGCGAAUCAUUGACAGAGGGAUAUCCUGACAAUCUUUGCUAACAUGGGCUUUCUCAAACCUGAAGUUGGCAAGGCUCGGAAGCCAAAAUUCGACCUUCAUCUCAAGAUUUACGACCUUAACAACGUGCCGCUCGUUUCUGGUCAGGCUUUUGUCAAAUGGCACCUCUCUCACUCAAUGACCGCGGAGCAUCGCGGGCGCACGCAGAAAUGCCCAAUCGCCAACCACAGAGUCGAAUGGGGCUUUGUCACCGCGGUACCCUCUAUCCGCAUAUCGAUAGACCGCAAUAACAACCUUACCGAAUGUCCCAUGGAGUUUGAGGUCAUACAGGAAUUUGGCUUGACUGAGAAGGUCACCCUUGGCAUUGUUCGCCUCAACCUGAGCGAGUACGUGGAAGAGAGCGAGGCCUUCGUCAAGGAUGUCGCAUCGCCUGGUCGCAUGCGUAGCAACAGUAUGGGUGUCAGCCCGACGAGGGGUGGAACAUCACGGCCGCGCCGUGAUUCAGAUGUUGUCGAGGAUGGCAUCGUGAGAAGAUAUCUCAUGCAGGAUAGCAAAGUUAACAGUACGCUGAAGAUCAGUAUCCUCAUGAUCCAGGUCGACGGCGAACGGAGUUACGUAGCUCCUCCUCUGAAAACGGCUCCUGUCUUUGGAGGCAUUGGAGGCAUCAUGAGCGAGGCAAUAGAGGACGACGCUGGGCCAAUAGCUGCCGCGGUCCCCAACUUGUCUAAGCCUCGCGACGCCGCUGAGCUCCAAGACCUGUACCGAAGCGUUCUCGCUGCUUCGUGGAGUCGGCAACCAAAUGAGCACUCUGCAGAAGAAGUCAUUGAGGACAUUUUCAACGGAGGUAACGGCUGGAAAACCAAACCUCAUAAUGCUUCGCCUGUCACUGAUGGAGAAGACGACGACGACGAUAUGGGUCCACGUGAUACCAUCCGAGCCCGCGAUACUCGCCGUAUAACUCACAACCUCCUUCACCCUCAUCACCAUCAUCAUCACCACUCAAACAGAACUGCCUCACCUUCGCACAAUCACCAGAAUAACGGCCCAGCUGGCUCCUCACAUCGCCGCACACCAAGUAACUCGAGUGAUAAGAGCUUCUCGACAGUUACAGUUACUCCGUCGAACCGACGCAAAGGCGUACGCAUCCAUGAGCACCACCUCGACCACGCGCGUAGUAUGGCGAGCAUGACGUCUACUAUGACACUUGAUAGCGACCCAAUGCGCGAAGUGAGUUAUAAGGGAACUCGCGAGGUCAGAGAGGAUGAUAUGCGAAACGACCUCAUUGCUUGGCGAUUACCAGGUGAUGGGAACCAGGUAAUGUGAAGGGCAUAAUUUAGAAGUCGAAACUGAGCAUGUUCACGGCCCCGAAGAGGCGGCUCGAGUAUUUAAUUGCUUAAUAAUGUUUCCUGAAUGGCUUCCACCGAAUUGAUUCGACAUGCUUCUUUAAAUGUUGAAAGUCUUUAUUCAAUUCAUCCCUGACAACCCUCUAUUGUGUCCUCUAGAAUCUACCAAUAAACCCGUGCUUUUUGCAUACCAACCCCCCUUAUAAACCUACUCAUAAAAUCAUUGCGGCUUUUCAAUCAAAGUUCCUGCUUGAGUCCAGCAUUUCCAGACUUAGAUGUUUCCUCGCACACCACCCUUGCCGCCAACUUCUCGGGCUGUGACGGUAACGCCUAGAUCGGCUAGAACGUUGAUCGUGACUUCGACCUUGCCACCAGCCUUGACGCCCUUGAUGGCGGCCUCGGCAAGAGGGUUGCCGAUCUUCCAGAUCUUCUCCCGAGUCUCCUCUUCCUCUUCAUCAGAAUCAUCAAAAUCGGAGUCGUCCUCAUCCUUAUCUCCAUUCUCCUCCUUAGCCUUAGGCUCAGGCUUGGUGACGUUGAUGUGAGUGUUACCCUCAACAAUCUUAAUAAGAACAUCGCCACCUUCCUUAGGGGCAGGAAUAUGGAUAGUGCGACGGGCAGGGGCGGCGGUCUCAGGGGCGAUGAUGGGGGUGAAGACAUCCUCGCCGUCAGCACCCACGGUGAUCACACCAAUAGAGUUGGAGAUGUGUUUGACGGUGGUGACAGCAGGGUGAGUGGACUGCUCGAUAUCGGCGGCCUCGUACUCCUGGAUCAAAGAGGCCUGGAGUGCAGCGCCACGAGCAAGGAGCUCAGAAGGGUUGAUGGCGGACACGCUCGUGGCGGGAGCCUGAAUCUCAGUAGUCUCAGGGAAGAUACCACGGAGGUUGUUAGCGAUACGAGGGGUGUGGGCAGUACCUCCUGACAGAAUAACCUCGUCAAUGUCAAGAACAUCGAGGCCGGCCUUCUUGACAACACCCUCGAUGAGUCGGUUGAAGCCCUCGAAAACCUUGCGGGCAACCAUCUCGUAUCGUAUCCUGUUGAUAGUAACAGAGAAAUCGAAACCAUCCGCCAAGCUCUCGACGCUGAAUUGAGCGUUGCUUCCCAGACUCAGAGCUCGCUUGGUAGCCUCAGACUCAAGUCGAAGCUUAGCAAGACUGCGAGUGUUGUUUCGGGGGUCGAUGUUGUGCUUCUUUUGGAACUCCUUGGCAAAGUGGUCCAUAAGGGCAUUAUCCAAAUGAACACCAGCAAAUUCGUAAUCGUGAGCAGUGGCGAGGAUAGUGUAAAGACCACCUCGCGAAGCGAUAACGGCAACAUCCGAGCGAGUGCCACCAAGGUCAGCGACAACAAUAAUCUUAUCCUCGAUCUUGGCCUCAGGACGGGCAUCGUAAGCCAGAACAGCGGCGACAGGGUCAGAAAUAAGCUGAAGGAUCUCGAUGUCGGCGUCGUUGGCGGCCUUGAUUAGAGCCUCUCGCUGCUUCUCGGUGAAGUUUGUGGGGACGGUAACAACGGCGGAUGUGACCUUCUUGCCCAGGUAGUCGGAAGCAGAACCCACAAGCCGUCGCAGGUAUCGAGUAGUGGCCUCUGAAACAGAAACGGUCGAAGUCUCUUCCUCGCUCUUGUCUUUGAUGGAGAAAGCAACGGUACCGGAAACAUCCUUGGGGUGGGCGGAGGCGUGAGAGUGGGUAGGGUCGAUGGACUUGAAUCUGAAGGCAUCUUGUCAGUGUCCUUGGUUCCAGAAUUGGGGCUGUGGCGGGAAGUUCGCGUACUCUUGGCCGAGGAAGUCUCGGAAGUUGGCGAUGGUGUUAUCGGGGUUGCGAACGAGGAAGUUCUUGGCCUGUCCACCGUAGUACUCAUCGCCGUCAACGUAAGACAGAACGGUGGGAAUUUGUCGGUCUAUCAAGCAGCUAAUGUUAGCAAGUGACCUAGUGACAGUAUCACGGGGCACAGUUUCAUGAAAAUCAAGUCGAUCUAGAACAUACCUCCAUCCUCGUUGGCAAUAACCUCGGCCUUGUCGUCAACAGUAUAGGCAAUGGAACUGUUGGAGUUACCAAAGGUAAUACCAAUGGCAACUCGAUCGCCAGGCUCAGGGCCCUUGGCUCCAGCGUUGUCACUCAUUAGGUCGGUCGGAAGAG